Eruca vesicaria subsp. sativa (arugula) is the source of this 1352-nucleotide messenger RNA. The record is from the annotation of a GenBank genome assembly. NCBI's taxonomy places the organism in Eukaryota, Viridiplantae, Streptophyta, Magnoliopsida, Brassicales, Brassicaceae.
CAAGUUCUGAAAUGCCUUGUGUCUCCAUUGAAAUGAAGAAUCUUUUAUUGGGUUUGACUCUUUUUGGUCUCACUCUCUUAACCGUUCACGUAAAUGGGAUUAUGGAGUUUGAUGAAAUGGAGUGGUUUACAAAUAUCAAUGGAACAAAGGUGUUUCAAACUGAAAGUGAUGUUUAUUCUGAAGCAAAGUUUCCAAUGGUUGGACUCACUCUCAUUCAAUCUGCUGCUGCUAAAGGAGCAGUAUGUUUAGAUGGAAGUCUUCCUGGAUAUCAUUUUCAUCGCGGGUCUGGUUCAGGAGCAAACAACUGGCUUGUUAACCUCGAGGGAGGUGGAUGGUGCGAUACCAUUAGAAAUUGUGUAUACCGCAAAACAAGCCGCCGUGGAUCGUCUAAGUACAUGGAGAAAAAUAUACCUUUUACAGGAAUUCUAAGUGACCAAGCCGCAGAUAAUCCAGAUUUUUACAACUGGAAUAGAGUGAAAGUUAGGUACUGUGACGGUGGAUCUUUUAGCGGAGACAGCGAAAAUAAGGCUGCACAACUUCAGUUCAGAGGAAAAAAAAUAUGGUUAGCUGCUAUGGAAGAUUUGAUGGCAAAGGGAAUGCGUCAAGCCAAACAGGCUCUGCUCUCUGGAUGUUCUGCUGGAGGUCUUGCAGCCAUUUUACGGUGUGAUGAUUUUGGGAAUAUGUUUCCUCCUUCUACUAAAGUGAAAUGUUUGAGUGAUGCUGGCUUUUUCCUUGACGCCAUCGAUGUUUCUGGAGGUCGAUCUCUUAGACGUUUAUAUGCUGGUGUGGUAAAGUUACAGAAUCUGGAAACAAAGCUCUCUAAGGAGUGUUUAAACCGUCUUAAUCCAACUUCAUGUUUUUUCCCGCAAAACCUAAUCAACCAAAUCAAGACUCCAUUGUUUAUUCUAAAUACUGCCUACGAUUCGUGGCAGAUCCAAGAGAGUUUAGCUCCCAAAACUGCAGACCCAAGUGGAAGUUGGCAUGAUUGUAGACUUGACUACACCAAGUGCAAUACAACUCAGAUCCAGUUUUUGCAAGGUUUCAGGACUCGUAUGGUGAAUUUGAUCAAAGGUUUCGCAAAGCCGAGUAAGAACGGAGUGUUUCUUAACUCGUGUUUUGCUCAUUGCCAAACAGAGAGGUAUGACACAUGGUAUUCCAAAAACUCUCCUGCGGUUAACAACAAGGGAAUUGCAGUAGCUGUGGGAGAUUGGUAUUUCGAAAGAGGAGGAGCAAAGCUCAUAGACUGUGCUUAUCCUUGUGACAAAACUUGCCACAAUUUAGUCUUUAGAGGAUAAUUUUCUUAUUUUAUUUUGGCAUCCAAAUCCCCUUUUUCCUUCUUUAAAGAGCAUCUC